AUGACCGACGAUGCUGCCUCUCUUAUAAUGAGUUACAGAGAUGCUGUGGACAAUCUAGGAGACCAGGAACCGCUGACCAUGUUCGAAGCGCAAGCCGUUCUCGAGAGCAUACGGGUUGAAAAAGGGUAUCUCGACGAAGAGACUUUAGGAGAUGUACAAGCAAUGAGGAACAGGAGCCGUCAGACAAUCACGCGUUUUGUGGACAAAGCCAGGGAAAUGGAAGCUGCAUACACGAAAAGCAUCUCAGGAAAACUAUACUCGUCCAAGUACCACUUCGUGUACGAGUUGAUACAGAACGCUGAUGACUCCGACUUCUCCAUCGCCAAAUUGUGUAACAAUGCGCCGUACAUACAUUUUAGCGUAACACCAACAACUCUCACCGUUGAUACUAACGAAGAUGGAUUCACACGCGCCAAUGUUGAAGCCAUCUGUGCGACUGGUAAAAGUUCGAAGAAAAGUACGGCUUUAGACAAUCACAUCGGCGAGAAAGGCUUCGGCUUCAAGUCCGUUUUCUCUGUUGCGCAUGAAGUAUUCGUGCAGUCAGGCCUUUGGGCAUUCCGGUUCAAACACAAGCGGGAGGACGAUGGCCUGGGAAUGGUGACUCCUUUGGAUGCAUCUCCCGAGGCAUUACCACCCGGUGUCGUCACGAGGAUAAAACUCAUACUCUCGGAUUCUAGCGCUAGUGGUCACCAACGUAUGCUUGAUGCAAUCGACCAGAUACCAAAGACGACCAUUUUACACCUUCACAAUCUUCGCGUCAUCACGAUCACCACUGCCGAUAGCGAAUCUCCGACCACAACUUCGAUAAAAAAGGAGACUCUUGUGGCCAACGGCCGGGGCGGGAUCGUGAGUAUCCAGAAUUGGACGACGACCGAUGGCGAAAUGGAAAAAACUCACGAAGAUAUGUUUUAUACUUUCACUCGACACCUCACCUCAUUGCCACCUGAUAAUGAGCGAUUACACCGCACCAACGCCACAGUUGAACUGGCCUUUCCCAUUCACGCUGUGACGAAGAAGCCGGAGAUCUCUGCAUCAGGUCAGCACGUAUUUGCCUAUCUGCCGUUGCACCAAAUGCCUAUCCAGUUCCUGCCAACGGAACCCAUGCGUGUACCCUUCUGGGAUCAUUUAUAUCCCGCAAUCAAGUCAAGACUACAAAACUUGCCUAUUUUGGAAACUUGGCAGAGUGGUGUUCUCAAGAAACCCGCAGAACUACGCCGACUCCCGGAUUUCUUCUUUCAUGAAGGCGACCCUAUCUUCAGCGAUCUCUCCGACGAGAUAUACCCCGCAAAAGAGUAUAAACAAGCAUCUAUUGGAUUACUCGCAUCCCUUGGUGUGCCAUUAAUGCAAUGGUCUGAAGCAUUGUCGCGGGUUGAAGCAGAUAUUGUAAGCCCAGUCUCAAGACUGAAAACACGUACAGCAGACAAUGCAUGGCAACAAGCCUGCGCUCAGUUGCUCUUGCAAGGUCUUAAGAUCAAUUCAAUCCAGCAACGUGUCAAAAAGCUGGCUAUUAUACCAGUCAACAAGGGGAAAUCCUGGACUGGCGCGCCUGGAACGGGCCCCGGCAGGCUCAGCAAGAUCUAUCUGCCAACGACUGAGGGUAUCGAUAUACCCACGAGCAUCGGUUUACACCUGGUAGAUAUUACGACUGCUUUGUUGCCUCAUCGCGGAGAGCUUUUUCGCCAACUGGGAGUACAAGACUGUCCUAAAGAUGAGGUGCUCUCGAAUAUCGAAGCGCAGCAUAAAGCACAUGCUAAGAUCUUCUGCGUGGACGACCUUUUAAUGGAAUUUCGGUACCUGUUUCACUUCCAUACGCAUCCUGCACUGCUUAAAUCUUGGCUCCGUAUUGCUGUGGGGAGAACUAAGGCUGUAAAGGCUAUGAGUUCUAGGCCCAUCUACUUCCUGUCGGCAAAUGAGUAUGACACCCAGAGUCUACUGGCGGGUAGCUUCACAGAGGGAGGUCACCAAAACGAGGUAGCUAACUUCGUGUACGAAAAGUUACAGAAGUUAGAGAGACCCUAUGCAUACAGCCAAGUUCAUGGCCACUUCUGGAAUGACUGGCUUCAAUUAGUUACAGGUGCACUGUAUCAUCCUCCUCUCUUGCAGCCUGGCAAUACCUCGGAGCAUAAGAUUUCGAAGACAAUGCUUGCGGUACUGGAACACUGCCCUCAUAAGUUCGUCGGUUUCUUGAAAGCUCAUUGGAACGAGUACAAAACCGAGAUACAUCUUGUUGUUGAGCAACUCAAACUUUUGGAGGUUCCAUGCACUUCGGGUGAAUCUAUUGAACUCCGGGAAUGCUACUUGCCAACGACUGAGAUCAUGUCCGAAUUGCAAGCAUUUCAACCAUUGGGAGCUGGAUAUAACAUCCCUAUCGUACAACUUCCCGAGGAGUGGAAUCAGGAAACAAGACUUCAAUGGGAGUUUUUGUGUGAAUUUGGUGUCCGGUCCAAGGUUGACUUGGAUUUCUAUACAACCAUUCACAAUUACGUCGACUGGGAGGAGGGUUCGCAACACCCGAAAGAAGCGCUCAUAAAACUGUAUACAGGUGUGGCCGGCCUAGCCACCGCGAGCGACUUCGACAAUCUCAGAGAGGAGCUUGACUGUGUUUAUUAUUUCUCUGAGGAUGAGUUAUGCAUUCGCGACCUUGCAUGUUACGUCUGGGAGGGCCCCAGGUUCCUUACGGUGAAGGUUCCUCUUAGUCAACACUACGGCCAUGUCCCGCAUCUCGGGGCCUUCUUCAAGAUGGCCCUUGACAUAUCGGAUUAUACUUUGGAUGAUAUCAUCGAAGAGCUCGAGUCCAUGAGCACAAGUGGAGAUCCCGUGAUAAAACUACGCUUUGAAGAAAUCUACCAGUGGUUGGACGACAACGUGCGCAGUGACGCAGACUGGGACCGGGUCAGAAAUGCAUUCAUGGAGAAUUCCUAUGUCUGGGGUCCUGAUGAGGUGACGUAUGCUUUGGGUAAUUGCUUGUGGCUAAGUCCCUUUCCCCUUGCCGGAUACGUGGAGCUAUCGCAGGUCUACCCAGAACUUGAAGACUUUUUCGUCAAACGGCUUCACGUGGAGAGGGCCAAUCCGAGCAUGCUUGUUGAUGAAAUCAAGAAAAUGUCAACGAAGCGCUCACCGCAGGUCGAGAUUAUCCGGCAACGGUUGAUUGACGUUGGUAGGCUGAUAGUAAAGAGUGGAAUCGACGAUACCCUAUCGAAGUCUCUGGCAAGUCUUGCAAAAGUCAAAUUCCUGCCCAAGGCGGUAGACAACGGAAGCAAGACGCUGGUUGGGAAGGACGACGACUUCGCCAUCAAUGACCACCAACGCUUUGGUGACGCUUUCAAAAUCCAGAAUGUCUUGCUUGAAUUUUCGGUUGAAGAAGUGCAUAUACUCAGUACGAUGUUUGGAUACAUGGGACUGAGUGACAAGUAUCUUUCACAGAGGGUGAGCGAAGAGUCUGCUGUGGGCGAGGGUGCGAUUGAACACCAGUCUCUUAGCAGAGCGUUCAAGUCGAAAGCCUACGCUUUGUAUUGCUGCGCGGCACGGUAUAAGAGUACGAAGGCCUUGCGCGGAGACGUGGUGCUUUUCAACCAUCUUUCCAAUGCACGAAUCUACAUCACGGACUGUAUUAGUACGGACCUGGUGCUCGAGCUCAAGAAUGGACCCAUCAAAGUUCGUAGUGACCGUCUGGCGGUACACCAUGAAUUUUGCAGUGGUCAGCUCAACUUCUAUGUUCCCAAGGACGAGCGACAACGGAAAUCCUGCUACCGUUCUCAGCUUCCAAAACUUCUUGCAAGCAUUAUGGGCGUUGAUCUAAAUGCGACGCAGGCCAUCCUCCAGAUUUUGAGUUGUAAUCUGCUGGAGCUGGACGAUAUCUUGUCUGAGCAAGACAUCACCACCGUAGAUUGGAUUCCAAAGCCGACGUUCCGCGCUCCAGCUUCCCCUGUUUUUGGACCAAGCAGUCCUAAUGAGCCACUUACAAGUCCAGUCAGUCACAAUUUGGAAGCUUUCGAGCGGGCAACGCCAACACCCUCAUCAAGCACAACUGCCGUGUCACGUGCGUCUACUGCGGGCUUAGGCGAUCUCUAUGAGCAAAUCCCUAGGACUCCAGACACAAGCACAUCGCGUCCUCCGCUUUACGAGACAUUCGUUGAAGAGGUCGUGCAAAGUGCGUUUCGGGCGAGGAACCGGGAGAGGCGCCCUUCGCCUCAUCCAGGAGCACACCGCGACGCUUCAGACAAUGAUCUACCUGCACGCGAAUACGAUCAUGAAGAGACAUUUGGCAGCCGGCACACAGACGAGAGAGCACACGAUAGUCGGAUCGGCGCUUCGGGGGAAGCUUACGUAUUCGAAAUACUCCGCAGUCUGGACCUUCCUGGAUUCAGUGAAGGAAAUUGGCGCAGCAACAUGCGACGCGAGCUGCUUGCGCAGCCUCGAUACGUCAAUCUAGGUUCUUGGAACGGAAGGGAGACGGCAGAUUUCGUCUACACAGAUCGUGACGGCAGCUUAACGCAAUAUCUGAGAGAACAUUGCGUUGGCAGUAUGCCGAACGGCAUCGCCCGGGAUCAUGACUUUUCGCAGCACCCGAUUGAGUACUUCCUAGAGGUCAAGUCUACAACUAGUGGUUGCAAUACUAGGUUCUAUAUGAGUUCAAGCCAAUUUGAGCGGGAAGGAGCGGUAGAAGAGGACCCUUCGGACUUUUCGGACUUCUCGGUCCCGUCAUGGAUGCACAACGCCGAGUAA
Messenger RNA from Didymosphaeria variabile, 4725 nucleotides. RefSeq lists its product as uncharacterized. The transcript has 8 exons. Lineage: Eukaryota; Fungi; Ascomycota; Dothideomycetes; Pleosporales; Didymosphaeriaceae. The coding region runs from base 1 to 4725 and encodes 1574 amino acids. The record is from RefSeq and is a predicted model, not a curated record.